CUCAUUUACUGUAAACACUGCAGGAACACUACGUAGAAGCAGGAAGUUACAGAUAUCAACACGAGCGUCUGUUACUCAGUCUCUGGCCGUUUUAUUCCCUCACAAUGAUUCUUCUUCUUCGACCAGUUUUGGUGAUAAUCUGCGUUUCGUCCGCGGUGACGAUUCAAUCAUGGCCUCCUUUCAACUGCUCCCAACAGGGUUUGAGGUGCACAGUCACAACAAGUAACUGUAUGGAUAAGGAUUGGCUGCGUGUUAAUGUCUACACUCCCAGUGGUCCAGAGGACCUUAACGUGAGCAUCAACACCAGGCAGGACGAGAUGGGACACCUGCAUCCCGUUCUUGUUGCUAACUGGAAAAUAAAGGAUGAUGGCAGUGUUAGCUACCUGAUAGCCAGCGAGCUUCAUGUUCUGGUAAUGUCCACCAACGAGAACCUGUGUGUCCGAUAUACCUUCAAAGAUAAACUCUCAAUGAGAAGUCCGACACAGGAAAAGUGGUCAUUGUCAGCCAACAUGCUGGUGGACCCUGGUCAGAUGUAUCAGGUCUCUGUCUUCAACAUCCCCAAAACGGAGGUUGGCCACAGCCCCUCUGAUGUCACCACUGAUGUCACCACACCUGGUUGUCGGGAUCCAAAAAUGCAGAUGACGAAGUUUUGCAUUGAGAGAGGAAGCCUGUGGCAGCCAAACAUCAGUCUGACUGCAGUCAGUGGAAGAUCUGCUCUGGAUGUCAGCUUUACUCCUGACACGCUCUGUGAGGUCUACGUCAUCAUUGUUAGCUGCUCCAAAUACCAAGAUGUUAGGCGCACACACAAGGCCAAUCAUAAGACCCUGAAUGUAACAUUUCAUCUGGAUAAAUAUCCAAAAUUCUGCUGCCAGUUUGAUGUUGAGAUCAAACCUCUUUUCCCACAAUGUGGCCAGGACUGUGCACGUCGAAGGAGAACUCUUGAUAUUUGUCCUGAGCCAACAGAUGCCCGCAGUGACCCGGUGUACACAUUCGUCAUCAUGGGAGUGGUGUUUCUGUGUGGGGUCACAGCAGUUAUAAUGUACAUCCUCUGCCGGAAGCGAGGCAAACCUAGUGUUACUGCAACACCUUUGGUAGGUGAGAUACCACAGGAGCAGCAGGUUAAACAGCCACCCAAAGUGCUGGUCAUCUACUCCCAGGACCACCGCCUCUACAGCGACGUAGUAUUAAAGCUCUGCACCUUCCUUCAGGCCAAGUGUGGCACUAAGGUGCUAGUGGACUUGCUGGACACCACCUCGGUUGGCAUGGUGGGGCGCCUUCGCUGGCUUGAGUGGCAACGGCAACAGCUAAGAAAUCCAUCUGACAAAAUCCUUGUACUGUGCUCCCGAGGCGUUCAGGCCAAGUGGAAGGCCAUGUGUGGUCAAGGCCGUGUGACUCUGAGGGAAGAUGUUCUCUCCCCUACUGACGACAUGCUCACUCCUUUUCUCAACCUCUUCGUACCGGACAUGCAUCAGGUCGGCAUGCUGGGCAAGUACUUGGUGGCUUACUUCGACGACAUCAGCGGGGAACAAGACGUGCCAUCAGUUUUUGACAUCUUAGUCAAAUACAAGCUGAUGAAGCAUUUUGAAGAACUGUACUUCCGCAUCCUAGACAUUGAGAAGUAUCAGCCAGGUCAGGUCAACCAGAUCAAGGGCAUUGGUGGGGACGAAUAUUUCAACUGCCAAUCAGGUAGAGCGCUGAAAAAGGCAAUCGACACCUUCAAGGCCUAUCAGUUGGAAAAUCCUGACUGGUUCAAAAAGGAGUGUGUGAACAGUGAGGAGGAGGUCAUGACUGAGGCCAAACGACACAUAGGCCAGCUGCAGAUCCCUCCUGUCCUAGAGAAUGUUCCUCUUAUACGAUAUGGACCUUCUCCCUACAUCAAUGAGGUAGAAAUCCAAGACAAUGGUGACAGUCUUGUUGUGCUUACACCUGAACUAAACCCAAAACGCAAACUAUCAGCAGCAGCAGUCGACCUUAAGCACAAACAUCAGUAUUUGUCAAACUCCAAUGAGGUGUUGACACAUCACGUCUAUCCCCACAGCCCCGGGUCAGAAUCUGUCUACAUAGUUGAGCCGGUGUUGAACAACCUCCAACCACCAAGACAGAACUGGCUAUCCCUGCAUGCCAAACCCUUUGAUCAAAUGCCCACAGAGGAUGAGGAACAGGAUUCCAUGCUCCUGAUGGGCCUACCUUCUGCGUGUUCAGAGAAGAAAAGCUCAGCCCCACAGGACUCGGUCAACUUAACACCUCAAGAAUUCUCGUGUGCCAGCAUUCAGAGAGAAUACUUCCAUCAAUCCCAAAUCAGAAACUCUCAGGCUGUAGAGAUGGAGGAGGACGAGGUUCUGGAGCCCAUUAGAAAGCCCCCCUGCAGCGGGUCUGAUCAAGGCUACAUCUCCAAAAUGUCCUCCCAGCAUGAUCGCCCAAUUAAAAAUGAUCCAUUGGUGGCCCUGCGAAUGCUGCAAGAGGAGCUGUUUAAUAAGAAUCUUGGAUAAUCUCCAAGGAACAGAUGCUCACAGUCCAGUAAUGGGUACUAAGCCUUAAAUGACCUGCUUAAACACAAAGGUGUUUCUGUGGCCAGUAAAAAGAUUUUCUGGCUUUAUUAUUUUGGUAUUAUUAUUGUUAAAUAUUAAUUUGAUCAACGCAUGAUUGUCUUGUGAUGCAGUGACUUCACGUGAAUAUUUGCUCAUGUCAGUUUUUCAAUGGCCUGUUAAUUUGUUGCACUCAGUCACAAACAUUGCUCGAGGUAGAUAUGUAGAGGACUCUUAUGUUGUACUUCUUCGCACCAGCACCUGGUGAGCAUUAGAAGAACUGCAGUUGUCAAAGCAGCAACAGCACACUAGCCCAGUUGCGUGCAGUGAUGUCAGUAAGAUGCUAGGCACUGAGUUAUGAAAGCUAGAUUACCUCAUUUGUUGUUUAGGCGCCUAAUCAGGAUGACACAUCGUGUACUACUGUCUCUGUUGCUCGGUCGCAGACACACACACACACACACACACACACACACACACACACACACACACACACACACACACACACACACACACACACACACACACACACACACACACACACACCAGUAGUUAAUGUCCAACAUUAGAAUGCAAUCUUUAUCCUUAAUUAUAAUACUUGAGGCAGCACACUCCGAUAUAGUUGCUUAAAAAUCGCACAGCGGGCAGUUAUGUUUGUAAGUCUGCAACAAUGAAAACGCACAAUGGUCAAUUGAAUAUGAAGGCAAAUGGCUCAUAGUCAGCAUUCAUUCAACUCUUAUCCAUUCAAUAUUAAACCUGCAACACUUUCUGACUCACCGAUCUGUAGAUUAUUUGUACAUAAAAUCCAUCCCCUACUCUUUCUUUUUUUUUUUUUGUACUCUUCUAUACAGGCCUUCGGUUUGCGUAGUCUCUGGCUUUCCGUAACAGAAUGGCGAGGGCAGAAAAACGUGAUUGGCUGGUCCAGUUCCUAUUGUAUGUUUCCUAAAAUCUGUGAUUGAAAUAACACACAUAUUGCAUUUAUAAAUGCUAAUACAAGUUUAUUAAAGAAGAAGGGCCUUCAGUCAACUGUACCAUCUUGAUUUCACCCGGCCCUGACCCUGGAGCUGUCGCUCUGAUCCUGGCAGACUGCCCUAACUCAACGUCUGAUUAACAACAAAGGCCGUUUCACAGGUUUGACACAUCACUUCCCCGGGCAGCUGGGUGUAAAAGAAUUUGAGCUGCUAAGCUAACUGAUGUAUCUACUAGUCUCCUGGUGGCAGGAGGAGGAAGCUUAAGUAUGAUUUGUUUUCUUGUUUCUGUCAUUUUGGAUUUGAUUUAAUAAACUGAAAAAUAUGAACAGA
Pungitius pungitius (ninespine stickleback) is the source of this 3823-nucleotide messenger RNA. RefSeq names its product interleukin 17 receptor A1a (gene il17ra1a). The coding region runs from base 105 to 2489 and encodes 794 amino acids. The transcript has 11 exons. Gene Ontology annotation, molecular function: interleukin-17 receptor activity. Lineage: Eukaryota; Metazoa; Chordata; Actinopteri; Perciformes; Gasterosteidae. The record is from RefSeq and is a predicted model, not a curated record.